AUGGGUCACACUUACAAAUGGAUUCUUUCUUCAAAAAGAUGCGUUAAAGACAUGAUUUUUAAGGAGAAAAAGAAGCUGUCGGUUGAAUCCUUGAUAUAUUCUUGGAUAAUAGAUUUAGAUGAUCCGGAUAUUGAGAAUUUGUUCACUGAAAAUGAAUGGCGCGAAAUUAAGAAUGAAGUUCGUGAACUUCCAAAGGUAGAUGAAUAUUUUGCAAGAUCUCUUUCAAGAUUUAGGAAUGUUCAAACAACCGCUGAUCUGAGAAAGGUAAUCGAGACAACGUCAUAUCGGAACAAAAAUGAUCCUUUUAAUCGAGAUAAGCAUUUUGAUUCCGAAUGGGCAGAGUUAGUGAUGAGGCACCUGUAA
Messenger RNA from Dentiscutata erythropus, 363 nucleotides. NCBI's taxonomy places the organism in Eukaryota, Fungi, Glomeromycota, Glomeromycetes, Diversisporales, Gigasporaceae. The record is from the annotation of a GenBank genome assembly.